CACCAUGGCAACCACGGGCAUGCAGUUGCUGGGCCUAAUCCUGUCCAUUGUGGGCUGGGUGGGUGGGGCAUUAGUCUGUGCCAUCCCCCUGUGGAGGGUCACUGCCUUCAUCGGCAACAACAUAGUGACGGCUCAGAUCAUUUGGGAAGGUCUUUGGAUGAAUUGCAUUGUCCAGAGUACAGGUCAGAUCCAGUGUAAGGUGUACGACAGCUUGCUAGCUCUGCCCAGUGACAUGCAGGCUGCCCGGGGCCUCACUGUGUUCUCCAUCCUGCUCUGCGGCCUGGCUCUGGCUCUGGGGGUCCUGGGAGUCAAGUGCACCAAGUGUAUCGGCGUAAACAGCCUCAAGGCCCGCAUUGCUCGCAUCUCUGGAGCCCUUUUCGCUAUUGCAGGGUUCCUCUACCUUGUGCCCGUCUGCUGGACUGCCCACUCCAUCAUCAGGGAUUUCUAUGACCCACAUGUGGCAGCUCCACACAAGCGCGAGCUUGGCCCUGCCCUUUACAUCGGCUGGGGGGCCUCAGCCUUGCUCCUUAUUGGAGGAUCUCUGCUCUAUGCCGGGUCAAGUCCUCCUGGCAUACCAGGCUCUCCCACCUUCAGCAGUGGAGAAAGCAGUCCUCGCAGGGCACCUGCCACACAGGUCAAAGGUUAUGUCUAAGUUCCCAAAAUGUCUGAAUGCCUUCAAGUCUCACAAGUCCACCCCAAACAAUGACAAACCUGUUUUUUCUCCUCUUGAUUUUGCUCCUUGUAAUUAUUUUAUAUUUAAUGUUAUUCCAGUUUGCUUUUUUCUUUGAAAAGCCGCCGGAGGCUGUUUAGGGAAAAUUGAACUCAUUUUAUUAUUUCAUACCUGAUAUCCUCAAAUAACCUUUUUUCUCUGUCUGUCAGUGUAAAAUACAAUAAAAAUUUUUGGUUGUCCAAAUCCUCUACUGAA
Lates calcarifer (barramundi perch) is the source of this 925-nucleotide messenger RNA. RefSeq names its product claudin k (gene cldnk). Gene Ontology annotation, molecular function: structural molecule activity. Bases 5 to 652 code for a protein of 215 amino acids. Gene Ontology annotation, biological process: cell adhesion; bicellular tight junction assembly. Gene Ontology annotation, cellular component: bicellular tight junction; plasma membrane. The record is from RefSeq and is a predicted model, not a curated record. Lineage: Eukaryota; Metazoa; Chordata; Actinopteri; Centropomidae. The transcript has a single exon.